Messenger RNA from Erigeron canadensis, 1134 nucleotides. Its product is annotated as protein DOG1-like 3. The coding region runs from base 100 to 972 and encodes 290 amino acids. Gene Ontology annotation, biological process: DNA-templated transcription. The transcript is spliced from 2 exons. Lineage: Eukaryota; Viridiplantae; Streptophyta; Magnoliopsida; Asterales; Asteraceae. The record is from RefSeq and is a predicted model, not a curated record. Gene Ontology annotation, molecular function: sequence-specific DNA binding.
CGUCAUCACCAUCUUAAAUUCAAUCCUCAAAGUGUACUUUUAUCAACUUGCAUCAUUUCUCUUGCUACAAAUAAUAAUAAUAAUCAUUCACCCAUCAUUAUGUCAAUUCAGCCUAAUAGCGCUGCUUUUAUGGCUCAAGCAAUGCAUACAGAUACUCCCAACCGUGAAACAUUCCACAAAUUCUUCGAAUGUUGGAUCUCCGAACAGAAUUCGUAUCUCGAGGAACUUGUUUCGGCAUCUAAUUACAACCACAACGACGACGACGAGGCUGUCUUGGUUCCUUUGAUAGAAAGAGUUAUACGACAUUACGAACAUUACUAUCAAGCCAAAUCGAAUUGGGAGAAAAGAGACGCUCUUUCCAUGUUUAAACCCACUUGGAGGAGCAAACUUGAGGAUGCCUUUCUUUGGAUUGGAGGGUGGAGGCCAACCUUAGCCAUUCAUCUAUUAUACUCCAAAUCAGGUAUUCAACUAGAAGCUAAACUUGGAGAUCUCGUCCGUGGACUAACAACCGGAGAUCUAGGUGAUUUGGAUGCAAGUCAAAUGAAGCAAAUCGACGAGUUACAACGAAAAACAAUACAUAAUGAACGAAAAUUAAGUGAAAAGUAUGCGAAACUACAGGAGUCAGCAGCUGACAAAUCAAUGGUUGAGCUUUCAAACGUGGUAUCUGAAAUGAGUAGGAGUGAAAACAGGAACCAUGACGAACAAAAUGAAACUGAGGAGAAAGUGCAAGGGACGUUGGACUCAAAAGAGGAUGAUAUGGAAGAAUUGUUACAUAUGGCGGAUGAUCUAAGACUAGAGACGUUAAAGGCUGUAAUUGACAUACUAAAACCGAUACAAGCAGUGUAUUUUUUGAUCGCGGCUGCUGAGCUGCAUCUACGGCUACAUGAGUGGGGGAAGAAAAGGGACGCAAAUGCAACAGAAAAUGUUAGCACGACUAGUAACAUGGAUAGCGGUGUGCACGUAUUCACAUGACUUCAGAAUUCAUCAUCACUAUCCCAGCUGGUAUUAUUUCUUAGGGUAUACUUCUUUAAGUUCAGUUUCUUCAUUAAGUUGGAUAAGUUGCUUAUGUAAUGGAUGUCACAAAUAUUAAGGGCCAAUUAGUACUAAUGACAGGAAAAUUCGUUACCCAGCAAA